Zerene cesonia (dogface butterfly) is the source of this 1675-nucleotide messenger RNA. Its product is annotated as meteorin-like protein. The record is from RefSeq and is a predicted model, not a curated record. Lineage: Eukaryota; Metazoa; Arthropoda; Insecta; Lepidoptera; Pieridae. The coding region runs from base 172 to 1149 and encodes 325 amino acids. Gene Ontology annotation, molecular function: hormone activity. The transcript is spliced from 5 exons.
AUUCGUUUAAAGGUAGAGCAGAGCUGGUGUAUGCUCGAUUUUUCUUUACGUUAUUGUUUAUAUUUUUACUUAACUUAACAUUUGAAUUUAUAUUCAAUGACGAAAAUUAAAUGAACGUUUUUAAGUGAUGUGACAUUUACAUUGGCGUGUAAAAUUUAAAUAAAGAAUCUAAUGUCUUUUAAAAUGGACCCGUGGACAAUAUUUUGGACUUUUGUUUUGGGUCUUACGAGUAUUGCGGAGGCGGGACCUAUUGGAGACCAAUGUGAUUGGACUGGAAGUGGGUUGAGCACAAGCGCAGAGCGGGGAGUGACGCCGGUGUACCUCAGGUGCAGGGAGGGCACGGUGUCGUGGCUGUACCCGCGGGGAGCGCUCCGGUUGCUCUUCCGACCGCCUCUGCCGGCCGACGACAGGGACUUCAGGGUGUGCAUUCGAGUGAUAAGACGCCCAGACCCACCUGAUUUGUUUCAUUCGCUGCAGCUUAAUGAUUUAGAAGCUGCAGAGCGGUUCCCAGCCCGUAUAUUCGUUGAAGGUGUCCACAGGUUGAUACCCCUCUACGCGCCUGACGACAACGACCCUCGCGAGCUUCGCUGUUUCAGAAGCAAGCACGGUCGCGCUGCUUUGUAUGUCGAAGCAGAGCCAGAAGAGGGGCCAAAGAGAAGGGUGGCCACCUUCAAGUACGAGGUCCGCACGCUGGAGAGGCACUACGACCCCGCCACAGCUGAAUGCAGACCCUGCUCGGAGUCUGAACUCGAACUAGCCUUCUGCACUAGCGAUUUCGUGGCCCGAGCAGUAAUAGUGGGCAGUGAGCAGCGGGAAGACUUGGACACAACUCAGCUGACGCUGCGGCUGACCAAGCUGAUCCGCGCCACCGGAGCAGACGGCGAGCCGUCGGAUUUAGAUGACGAGUACUAUAGGUACGAAACGGACAACACACUCCGUGCGAAGCGUUCGCUGCACGCGCACGUGCACGUGUCGGCGGCGUGCGGCGCGGGCGCGGGCGCGGGGGCGGGCGCGGGCGAGUUCGUGGUGAUGGCGCGCCGCGCGCUCGGCCGCCUGCGCCUCGCCUGCGCGCCGCGCGCCGCGCACUGGGACCGCCUCGCGCGCCGCCGCACCGCCGACGGGAACGCGCACUGCGCGCUGCAGCCCUAGCCGCACCAGCCGCACCAGCCGCACCAGCCGUACUAGCCACACCAGCCGCACAGCCGCCAGUGCCAGUGUGUGAAGCGAAAUGGGCUUGGGAGUAUAGAGUACAUGCUCUUGCAUUAGUGAGAGUGGAAUGGGGAAGUGUACUGCAAACUUGCACUGCGCGCUCUACAAAAGCGCACGUGCUGCUGCAGAAUGAGGGGGCGAUGUGCUGGGACUCCGAUUGCGCCUCGCUUUCUACAAUAGUGUUGUGUUGGAAUUUUGUAGCGAAUAGGCUCGAUAAUCGAGUGUUCAGAAUGUAGCGCUGCUGUAAUAGAAAAAUAAUGGACGAUAAUCUGCUGGUUCCAUGUAAAGUAAUUUGAGAACCUUAAACACUAAAAUACAAUAAAUCUAACUAAUCUGUGAGAUAUCUCAUGGCGUGUGUCUUAGAACGAUAUAAACUUGUUAAUAAAUAUUUAUGACACUGUCUUUAAAAAUAAGAAAACAGUCGCUUGCCAUAAAUUAGCUUGUACAAAUGCAAUAUUGUAAAUAU